AAAAAAAUCACUUCAUUUCCCAGCAUGCUCCUGCGCAGGGCAUGUCGGUGAUGUCACAAUAAGUAUAUAUACGGCUACAGGGAAGAAUUUCUUCCUCCAUUGUUACAUUGUAACAAACGGGGCCGGGGCGAAACGGUCAGUAAAGGCGUCUUCUCGUUAGUAGGCUACAUUUGCAACAUUUUGACACUAAUCGGAAAAAAGCCAAUCCGCGUUAAAGCGAGAAGACAGCGAAGUUAGCACCGUCUGAAACCGCCCCGGUGAGAAAAAGGAUACACCAACACAGAUGUCAGCGGAUUUCUCCAUCGCAGGCAUUUCAAGGCUUACACCAGGAAGAUAAGACAUUCGGCUGUUUACAUUAUUCAUGCUGCACCGAAAAUGUUUGGGAAUAAAUCGCAGCUAUUCAUAUGACGUCCCUCUUUCUGCAGGCUGUCCUUUAAAUAGAUAGGCAUGCAACAUUUAAACAAAACCCGCAGCUUCUGCUUUCUUCGUGAUCUUCCAGUGUGCAGAACAAUGAGCAUGGAGCCUAAGUAGCCUCAUAUAGUCAGAUAUAAGUGUUGCAAAUUGACAGUCACGCAAGCUUUCAGCCGGAUCACUUUGGGUUAACAUUGCUCCACGGUUGUACUCUGGAUACUCGGUUCAGAGAUACCGGUUCUGGCACAAAAAAAGCAUCUCAUAGGGCGUUAAAAGAUUGAUGUGCAGCUCAUAUUGGGAAAGGGAAACGACCUGCGAGUUGGUUGGAAUAAGGGUCCCUGUUUCUGCUCCAGAUUGAGUCAUAUCGAUCCCCCCUGCACUGUUUAUAGCAGAAUUAAGAGAAUAAAAGAGUGAGAAGCCACAGAGAUCAUUUUCUUCAAGGCUGUCUACAUUAAUCCGUGCUUGCCUAGUUGCCAUGGUGACGUUUCUCGACUUGAUGAUUUCAAAGUAGGAUUUCAUGUGAGAUGCGGGAAAGAGAGAGAGGAAACGAUGGAGCUGGAAUACAGAUGAAAGGAGACAGGAGCAAACAGCUGAUGUCGCCUUUUUGUUUCUGUGUCUGUGUUGAGAACUGGCCUGACACAGGAACAGUUUGAUACAAAUGAUCCAGUUGAGUUUCUGAGUGACAACAAGAACAUUUUCUCUUUAAGGUGUUCAAUUAGUAAACAAAUACUACACAGCGCCACACACAUUAUCCACUCUGCCUCUCAUUAAUGAAAGGGCUUUGGCAAAUUUCCACAAAGAAUCCACUUUUUCACAUCUUUUGGUUUGCAUUUACUGGUGCCGAGUGCGUUGUUCGUGGCUCGACGUGUGCUGCUCUGUGAUCCUCAGACACAGAGUUUCCAUGGAGGCAGGUUCGUCUCUCAGCCUCAAACGAAGAUAUGAAGAGGUGGACAACAGCUCUCCAUUCUCUACACCCAAGGACUCCGACGAUGACAUCUCCAGCAGUGACAGCGCUGACAGCUGUGACAGCCUCAACCCCCCCUCUAGCACUGCAUUUACCCGUAAGGAACAACAGGAGACACACGUUAAAGCCACCUCCAUCCUCCGACAGCACAAGCCUUCACCAGGGGGGAAACGGGUGCGUUUUGAUGUGGUGACGGUGUAUUACUUCCCUCGGCGGCAGGGAUUCACCAGCGUGCCCAGCCAAGGGGGCAGCUCCCUGGGCAUGGCACGUCACCACUCCUCCAUCAGACGCUACACGCUGGGCGAGUUCGCCCGUGAACAGGAAACGAGCCACCGGCACACUUUACGCCAGCACCUGCGCCAAGAAAAGCUCAAUGCCCGCAAGAUGAAGCUGACAAGGAACGGCACGGUGGAGUGCGCUCAGGCAGACCUGCUGACUCUGGAGGACGUAUCGGAUGAGGACCUCGACGUGGACGGGGUGGAGGUGGACGAUUGUUUUUUCCUUCAGCCGCUGCCCACAAAGCGUCGUCGAGCCCUCCUGCGAGCCUCUGGCAUCGCCCGCAUAGAUGCACGGGAGAAAGCUGAGCUCAGAGCCAUCCGCCUCUCGCGGGAGGAAUGUGGCUGCGACUGCCGCUUGUACUGCGACCCUCGCCACUGCGGCUGCAGCCAGGCUGGUAUUAAGUGCCAGGUGGAUCGAAUGUCUUUCCCAUGUGGUUGCUCUAGGGAUGGCUGCGGCAAUGGAGCGGGCCGCAUCGAGUUCAAUCCUCUACGUGUCAGAACUCACUACCUGCACACCAUCAUGAAGUUGGACCUGGAGAAGAGGAGGAUGCUGAUACAAGGGACUGGGGACCAGUAUGCUGAAUCUGACCAGUUGUCCUCCCCCUCCUCCACUUGCCCCACUUCUCCGGACCUAUCCUCAGUCGCUGGCCUGGACUCUGAGCUGGAGGAGAGCGAGGUGCAGACAGUGGUGGAGGUUCAGGAUCUCAUGGCAGAGCAGGACAUUCUGGAGCGAGAGAACGAGACAGCUGUGUUGCACCUGCAGAGCGCGGAGGAGCAGGAGAGGAGGGAGAGGGAGGAGGCAGAAGGGGAAGCAGUGCAGCAGGAGCUGGGCGCCGGAGGUCUCACACAGCAGCCUCUCUGCCUCAUGCCCGGUGCCUUGGGAGGGAAGCUGCCUGAGCAGGCAGAGGUGCCAGGUGUGGAGCAGGUCCUCCUGCAGGGGCCAUUCCCCACGGGGGCCACAGUGCUGUGCAUCACAGACAACCAGGAGGAAAGCCCCUCUGACCUCCUCAAAGACUCCACUUCUCUGCUCUACUAUCAGCUCAGUCCCAUAGAGCCUGGAGCCUUUGAGACCCUGCCCAGAGCGGGGGAGGCUGAACAGGAGGAGCGCUUGGUGAGAGAAGAUUCAGGAGGAGGCGAGUGUGUGGAGAGGAAACAAGAAGGAGAGGAGUCGAGGGAUGAUAAGCCUGAAGAGAUCACCCACAGGCAGAGUUUGGGCAAGUCUUUAACCAAUGUGAUUCUGUGCUCAGAGGAACGUGUGGAAGUAGCGAAGGAGAGGCCCUCGAGUACCCAGCAGAGCCUCCCAGAAGAGCACUGCCAACGAGCGUCCUGCUUGGAGGGAGAAGUAGAUCCACCACCUCCUGAAGUUUAGUUCUAGCUUCUCUGCAGAUAUUUUGCACAAUAGCUUCAUCUAAGAUGAAAAAAAAAAACACAUUUCACAUUUAUCACUGCUAUCAUCAAGAAUGAUUACAGGUUGCAAUCUCUUGUAGUGGCUGUCAUUGAAUUAUGUGGUGAAUGAGCUUGAGUAUUACAAUACAACGGGGGCACGCUGAAAGCACAUACAGAUCACUCCCCAGAAGUAAUAUGGAUGCAGUUACAAGGCAACAUUGUAUGUAAUUCUGUUGGGGGUGAUGAAUGCUGCCUUAAUGGAAAAACAUAAAAACACUUGUGUGUAGGAGUCAUUUGUCGAUGAGAGAGUACAGCAAGUAGUGCUUUGUUAAUUUCCAACGCAGCAAACAGAAAACACAAUGUGUGAAUGCUGACAUAAGCCUUUUGUUUUGUGAUGUAUUAAGCUAUCAACACUAAACAAAAAUUGUUUUGCAGUGUGCAAGAAGCUGGUGUGUUUAGAUACUUACUGGCUCACUUUCCAUUACAGCAAAUCUGUGCUGUAGUCAAGCCAAAUGAAGGCCUCUGAUAGUAUCCUCCGCUAAAAAAUAGACCUAAUAAUCCUGGAAAUACUUGUUUUUGUGUACUGUAUAUGCAUUUGCAAAGUGCAAGACGGAGCCGAGGUUGCUGCUUUUUUGAUCUGUAUGCACAUUGUGAACUGAGGGCAGCGAGUGCUGGGGCUCUGCUGUUAUGAAGGUAAACCAACACUGAGCAGCAGACUAGCACUGGCCUUAGUUGUUGCUCUUGCUCACCUUGGGCUGCUCGUGUAAAUGCAGUCAAUUUGUCAACAAAAACCUAGUUUACCUGUAGUUACAAUGCCUAUGAUAUUACUUAUUAUUUCUUUGAGUAAUGUGUCAUUUGUGGAUUAGAUACUGUUGGUUUGAAGUCCUCAGUCUUUGUUUUUUUUUUUGAGUGAAAGGAAAUGUUAUUUCAUUCAUACUGCUACACUGUAAUACCAUGUAGUCAGUCACGUCAUGUUGCAAUGAAUGCCAGAAUAGAUCUUCCCUGUCAUCUCCUCUUUUAAUGAGUUAUACUGUAAGGAAGAGAUGAUUCUGAAUCAAGUCAAAUUCCAUAUGAAGAAAGUAGCAUUUAAAGAGUCAAAGAAAAUAACAGCCUGUGCUGUUGAAAGUAGUUAUACAAAAUUAUGUGAUGUUACUAAUUUAUGAAACAGAUUGCCAACAACAUGAAUUUGUAUAUUUUAUGUUCAAUCUGUACAGUAUGUGUGUGUGUGUGUGUGUGCGCGCGCGCGUGUGCCUACUUUACCUUUGUGUGUCUUUGUGAGAGAGAAAGUUGUGUAUGCUUCUGUGUGUGCAUGUACAUGUGUAUGUUCUGUAUUAUUGGGGGGGGGGUAUAUUAGUGAGGAUUCAUAUUUUAUUCCUGAAAGGUGCUGAUGUUACAGAUUUACAAUUCACUGAUUUUUCUCCCAACCAUCAUGAGAAAUAUGAUUUCAAGGAGAUGUUUCUCGAUGACUGAUGUAAGACAUAAGAGUGUCGGAGACCCUCUCGUAGGAACGCAAUAGCUACUGCACUGCAAAUCAUUAAUAUGGCGAUUCUGGAAUGAGGUGUUUUGUCAUUGAGUAUGUAAAUGCAAUCCUAUAACAUUUCUGGUCUUUAAAUGUCUUUUUUAAGCUAUGUCUAAUUAAUAAUCUGCAUAAGUGUGCCGACUCUUCUUACACAAAAUCAGUCCUUUGUUUUGUUGCCUAAAAUUACAGCUGUUGCUUUUGGUAACACAGGAUGUGCUGCUGUGUAUGAGAUGUCUGAUGUAUUUCUUUGCCUUUUUUUUAAUUGUCUUAAUAUAAAUCUGCUUAAGAGUUGCACCAAAGCAGUGGUUUCAAACCUAACUAAAUGACACUUUCAUCCAUGAGAUUCUAACAAAGCAGUCUCCUGUAGUUAUUGUGAGGCUGUAGAUUUAUUGUGGCCCUUUGUGUUUGCGUGACUUGCCUGACAUAGCGCCAUCUUUGAAGUGAUGAUGAUUACAAGCUGCCUAUUGUUGAGCUUUUGUCUUUGGCUUUCUACUAAUAGACUUAGGUUUGGGACUACUGCAUCAAAUCAACUCCACUACACCAUGUGAUUGUGUGUUUCUCUCUUGUAUGAAAGGGGUGUGUGAUUGUUGAAAAGACUGAUAAGUUUAGACUUCAUCUAAAAGCUGUGAGAACUACUCUCAUGCUAACUGUUGCCUAAAGUGGACAAAAAGGUUUUUAUACAAAAAUAAAAACAAUAAAACACUCAUUUUAAAAAGGA
Siniperca chuatsi (mandarin fish) is the source of this 5276-nucleotide messenger RNA. It is a transcript of the gene csrnp2, whose product is annotated as cysteine-serine-rich nuclear protein 2. Gene Ontology annotation, molecular function: sequence-specific DNA binding; DNA-binding transcription factor activity, RNA polymerase II-specific. Lineage: Eukaryota; Metazoa; Chordata; Actinopteri; Centrarchiformes; Sinipercidae. The record is from RefSeq and is a predicted model, not a curated record. The transcript has 5 exons. Bases 1313 to 3022 code for a protein of 569 amino acids. Gene Ontology annotation, cellular component: nucleus. Gene Ontology annotation, biological process: regulation of transcription by RNA polymerase II.